AUGACCCAGAUUGCUCCCCUGUCGCCUGUUGUGACGAGCAGCCCCAGGACUGCCUCUGCCUCUGAGCAGCAACCACGCGUCUACGACCCCAUGGACGAGUUCUUUGGGUACCGAUUCACCUCUUCCGCGACCCACGAAAGUCGCCACGACCGCACUGGCAGCGUCGUUCUCGACGCCGAGGCACUCCCAGCAUACGCUGAGGAAGACGACAGCCUCCCCAAAUACACCCCAUACGACGAGCCUGCCACGCUCGCUAUGUACCUCUUCAAAUUUGGUUUCUUGUUCCCACUCUUCUGGAUCUUCGGAGCCUUCAUCCUCGUCUCCCCUCUCCGAGAGCCACCCUCGAACGAAGCAUCCCCUUCUUGGAUGCCAGAAAAGACCGAGGCUGAACGCCAAGCGUUCAUUGCUCACAUGCGAAAAGCCGAGCUCAAAUGGGCACGCCGAUGCCUAUGGGCAAUCCUCAUCCUCGCCACGCUCGCCACCGUUGCUGGUCUCGCAGUAUGGACCAUCUUGCGCAGACAUUAA
Molecule: messenger RNA, 525 nt
Organism: Coprinopsis cinerea okayama7#130
Lineage: Eukaryota; Fungi; Basidiomycota; Agaricomycetes; Agaricales; Psathyrellaceae
Exons: 2
Coding region: 1-525 (174 amino acids)
Source: RefSeq, a predicted model, not a curated record